This is a messenger RNA of Carcharodon carcharias (great white shark), 955 nucleotides long. It is a transcript of the gene bphl, whose product is annotated as biphenyl hydrolase like. The record is from RefSeq and is a predicted model, not a curated record. Lineage: Eukaryota; Metazoa; Chordata; Chondrichthyes; Lamniformes; Lamnidae.
AUGUCGCUGUCGCUGUCGCUGCUGCCGCCGGUCCCGCCGCUAAUCGCUCGCCAGUUCCUCUCCGGGCGGCUCCGCUCGGCUCUGCUCAGCCCGGGGACUCCCCGUUACUGCACAAUAACAUCUGCAAAAAAGGAAGUUAAUGGGGUCCACCUCCAUUAUCAACAAACAGGAAAGGGAGAUCAAGCCCUCCUGCUGCUCCCUGGGGCAUUGGGAAGCAGUCAGACUGAUUUUGGACCUCAGCUUAAGUCUUUGAACAAGGAACGUUUCACGGUUGUUUCCUGGGACCCUCGAGGCUAUGGACACUCCAUCCCUCCGCAGCGAGAGUUUCCUUUGGAUUUCUAUCACACGGAUGCAAAAGAUGCUGUGGAUUUAAUGCAGGCACUGCACUUCCGGAAAUUUUCCCUUCUGGGUUGGAGUGAUGGUGGAAUAACAGCUCUAAUUGCAGCCUCGAAACACCCCAGCCUGGUUCCCACUGUGUGGGGCGCAACUGCCUUUGUUACUCAGGCAGACUUAAAACUUUACAACGGGGAGUCUGUUCGAGAUGUCUCACGGUGGAGUGAAAACAUGAGAAAGCCCAUGUUGGAGAUGUAUGGGGCUGAAUAUCUUGCUAAAACCUGGGCUGCCUGCAUAGAUGGCAUCAGUGAAUUUCUAAAAGAAGCAGAUGGAAAUAUUUGUAAAGAUCUUCUUCCACAAAUCAAAUGUCCUACACUCAUAGUUCAUGGAGAGAAAGACCCUCUGGUGCCAAGAUAUCAUGCAGACUACCUGCACAAGCAUAUCAAGGGCUCCAGACUGCACCUGAUGGCAGAAGGCAAACACAACUUACAUCUGCAGUUUGCUAAAGAAUUUAACAGAAUUGUGGAAGAAUUUUUAAUGUCACAAGACUGAGCAGUUGUGUGUGAACGUUGACAUCUUAAUCUGAAGACAGUCACAUCUCUGUAACUGGAACAUUGUCAUU